Messenger RNA from Poeciliopsis prolifica (blackstripe livebearer), 4026 nucleotides. RefSeq names its product G protein-coupled receptor 161a (gene gpr161b). Gene Ontology annotation, molecular function: G protein-coupled receptor activity. Lineage: Eukaryota; Metazoa; Chordata; Actinopteri; Cyprinodontiformes; Poeciliidae. Gene Ontology annotation, biological process: G protein-coupled receptor signaling pathway. The coding region runs from base 353 to 1942 and encodes 529 amino acids. The record is from RefSeq and is a predicted model, not a curated record. Gene Ontology annotation, cellular component: recycling endosome; membrane. The transcript is spliced from 4 exons.
UGUUUCUGCCUUUUGUUUUGUAAAUGUGCAGCAUGUCGACUCUCUCUAGCUUCCUCCACGUUUAGGCGCAGAACGGAUUUGUGUCUUUUGGCUAAUGGGAAAUAAUAGAUGAGGAAUCGAAAGCUCCUUUUUGUGGCACUCAGACACUGAACAAACAGAGUGAUUUUACAAUGACAUUUUCCAGAAUUUUUUAUUUUUCUCUGUAUUAAACAUUUAAAAUUCUUUGUGAAACUCUGGGAAGCGAUCGACAGCUAUUUAUUUCACUUAAAAGUCUCAAGAGAAUAAAUAUGUUGCUCAUUAGGACUUAUUAUUUUCACGAACUGUACUUUAUUUGAGCCAAAUUCAGCAUUUAAUGCUACUUGAGAUAACCUGUGUAUUAUUUCCUCUGAGCUCACAAAGCAGUGGUUGUAAAUUUUCUCAGCAGCUCCCGGUCCACGGUGUUCUCACUGCUUUUCUAAUUAUCCUCCGCACCUUUGGGGGAUUUCUGGUUACACAGCAGCUUUUUUGUUCUCCUGCCAAACUCCCGUCUGUCUGUUGUUUUCAUCCUUUACCAAAACGCAUUACAACGCUGUUAGUGGGUUCGUGCAGCUUUCGGCUCCUGUGUCGCCCUCUUCCAUCUCAGCAGUCUCUGAGGUUUACAGAUCUGCAGUCUCCCCCAACAACCACAUUCAGCUGCUGUUUGACAGAUUUCUCCAUCUUGUUCUCAUUUCAUCCUGGCAGGUACUACGCCGUGCUCUACCCGAUGAUCUACCCCAUGAAGAUCACAGGGAACAGGGCGGUGGUCGUUAUCGUCUACGUGUGGCUUCACUCGCUGGUGGGCUGCCUGCCCCCGUUGUUCGGCUGGUCCUCCUUCGAGUUUGACUGUUUAAAGCGGACAUGUGUCGCAUCCUGGUCCAGAGAGCCGAGUUACGCCGCCUUCUGGGUCACCUGGUGCGUCCUCCCGCCCUUCUUCAUCAUGCUGGUCUGCUAUGGAGUCAUUUUCCGGGUUGCUCGCAUGAAAGCCAGAAAAGUUCACUGCGGGACGGUCAUUGUAGCCCAAGACGACUCAACUGGAACUCAGAGAAGCGGACGCAAGAACUCAAGCACUUCAACGUCCUCUAACGGGAGCAGAAGGAGCCUUGUGUACGCAGGGAGUCAGUGCAAGGCCUUCGUCACCAUCUUGGUGGUUAUCGGCACCUUUCUCAUAACUUGGGGGCCGUACGUUGGGGUGGUGUGCACAGAGGCCCUAUGGGGUCAGGGCAGCGUCUCUGAGGAGCUGGAGACUCUGGUGGCGUGGCUCUCGUUCUGCAGCGCCGUGUGCCACCCGCUCAUUUAUGGCCUGUGGAAUAAAACGGUGAGGAAGGAGCUGCUGGGGAUGUGCUUCGGCGAUCGUUACUAUAGAGAGUCGUUUGCCACAAGACAGCGAACGUCCCGACUCUUCAGCAUCUCUAACAGGAUCACAGACUUGGGUAUGUCCCCGCACCUGACUGCAAUGCUGGCCGGAGGAGGACACCUGCUGGUCCAAGGAAGCAGCACAGGAGACACCGGCUUCAGCUUCACUCAGGACUCAGGCACCGAUGUGAUGCUACUGGAGAACUCCUGCACAGACGGCUCCUCCUUCCCCUCACAAAACGGGAAUCCAUCCGGGAAGAGGCGGAGUUCGGUCACCUUUGAAGACCAGGUGGAGCAUUCCAAAGCUGAAAACACGUCUUCGGCCCAAGUCCACGCAGAGAUUCACAAAUCUCUCGACUCGUUCGCGUCCUGCUUGGCGAAGGCCAUCGAGAGCGACGCCAAGCUCGCGCUGUUCGAGCAGAGUCUAACGCCGCCGGGGGGAGGGCUGUUUGUGACGAGGGGGUCGCAGAAGCCCAGAUACCCCGACGGUCAGAGACUGAGGCUGCAGAGCAUCGACGAAGGCAUCGUCAAGGACGACAGAGAAGAGGAGGAGAAGGAGAAGCUCAUCUGAUCGCUGCAGGUUGGGCUGCACACUAAAACCCUGUGGUACGACUGAUAAAGUCUGGAUUCUCCAAAGUUAUUGACAGACAAGACGAGGCACUUUUUUCACUCAAAGGAACACUGUCAGUGUCCAGGCGAAUUUUUCUAUCAUGUUUGUACUUGUAAUAGGAAUUUUGUACUACUGUAACCUUACAUGGUAAUAAUGUUUUGCAACACUUUUUUUUUUAAUUAUAUAUUUUUAGUACGUGCUGUGGUCAGUUUGAGUAAAAAAAAAAAAAGAGAAAUUAUUGAAAAAAAACCAACUAGCAAAUCUUUCACCUCAGAUUCAAUCUGCUAGUUUCUCUCAUGCAGAUGUUUACAGUCCAAUUAGGUUCUGUUGCAGCAAAGCUUCUUGACCCAGUUUUAGGUUUCCUACCAGCACAGGUAACCUGAUCAGGACCGUUAUUUUCAUGAUGCUUCUAAGCCUUGGGAAUAUAAAUGUUUUUUUUUUUUUUUUCAGGUUUGAUCAGUAUCAAAAAAGUAAUGUAUUGAUUCAAAAUAUUUUAUUCAUGCGUAUUUUUUCUAAAGACCAAACUGAAAUCCUCGUUCUGACUUCAGGAUAAAAUAGUCAUGAAUAAAUUAAAUUUUUAUGUCAACUUGGCUACUUAAAACAAAAUAAAUAAAUUAAAAAAAAACACACCUUUUUGGACAGGCUUAAAGCAAAUGCAUGAAUGCACCAAUCAGGCAUAAACUCCUUAUUAUCAGUGCACUCCUGAUCUAUAGAUUUGACUUGUUUGUCCAGUAUAACAUGAUUGCAUUGAGAUCUGGGGGCGUGGAGUCCAAGAAAGCCUUAAAAGUGAUUCUUCAAACCAUUCCUGAAUCAUUUUACCAUUUUGUGUCAAGGUGCAUUAUUCAGGGAAUAUUUCCUCCACCCUUAUUGAUCUGCAGCUUCUCAUGCAAUCCAUCUGUCAAACUGGGCAACACAGGGCAACUUUGAGAUCCCAUGUGCAGCUGUGAACUCUGGUAAACCACGGUUUCUUCGCCGGGCCUCGUUUGAUGGACACUUGGGAAUGAUAUGACCCAGUUUUGCAGGCAUCACAAAUCAGUUCUCAUCAGACUACCAAAGGCUGAGUGUUUCCUGUUUUUCUGCUCUUAACACACCAGCUUUGAGAAAAAAAAAAAUCUCUUGUUGCCUUACUUACCCCACCAUCUGUUCUUUACUUUUUUCAGUUUUACUCAGAACUUCAACAUAGUCUUGUAAAAUAGACCUUAUGCUAGGUUUUUAAAAACCCGAACUGGUCAUAUAAAUGUGCAGAUUUAUCUUAAAUGUUGAAUUAAUCACCCCAAGAAUCAGAAAGAUGAUUUUUGAUAACCCUGAAACUUUAUCGAAAAAUUGUCUUGAUUUCAAUACAAAUCCUUUAAAUAUAUUUGCUUCAUCUUGUAGCAAAUAUACUUUAUUUAUGACUUGGACUUUAAUUACAGUAAAUGCAGUUUAAUGUCAGGCCAAACUAAGGCUGUAAAAGUUCCAGUUACAUCAUAUUGUUUUUCUUAUUAUUAUUAUUUAGAGACAAUUUCAAAUAAUCAAAUAUUUGAUAAUUCAAAUAAUCAAAAAUUAAAUCACAGCUAAAAAAAAAAAGUCAAGUUUCAUGUAAAAAAACCAAAAAGGUCUUUGUUUCAGUUUGUUUUUUUAGUCCAUUCAGACUCAGAUUCAGCACACAGUGGUACAAAACAAAUAGUCUAUUCAGUCCUUAAACUGAUUGCUGUAGCAAAUAUUUCAGAAACAAAUUAUGCUGAACUGAUGGUUCACAGUCAGCUUACAGAAACGUUUUCAGAGGUAAACGUUGCUUAUCUUUUUCUACAUUUAGUUGUAUUGAAGGACCUCAGCUUAUUUAUUAACCUCAUAUUAUGAUGUUAUUCCCUCAAGACAUGCCUGGAGUGUAUUUAUGAAAUUCAGUUUUACUUUGCAUGUUCUCUUAUUUUUUUUAACUGGUAUGUUUUUAGUAGGAAAAAAAACUACACAUGAGAAGUGAUGUAAUCUUCAAUGAGGUUCAAUUCAUUUUCUAUUGUGACUAUAGACACAGAUAUUUGUAUUAAAAUCUUAUACCAUCAAACAUG